AUGUCCUUACCGAUCCGGGUUCCUACAAACACACAUCCUUCUCGACUUCCUCCCAACUAUGGUACAGUAGAAGGCGGCGGCGGUGGUGGUGGUGAUGCUUCAUCCUUUCGGAGUGCUGUGGAGUCGUUUACUGGAUCAUAUUCUCGGGCGUCCAUGUUGUAUGUUGCCGAGAACUUGACGGUGUCGAGUCAUCAUGGUAGUAUCCAUGGUGAUCUAUUGGAGCGAAAUGAUACUCAGCAUGAUGAUGUUGAUUCCACACACAAGCUUCUUGUUGGUCGCACGUACUCUUUUCCUUCUCUUUCUCGUCACACAACAGUUGCCUCAGCGCUCGUUGACAUUACUCAGGACGUAUCAGCUCGCUCGACAUUUCUCCAAUCGGUGUUCAAUGCAGUCAAUGUGCUAAUCGGCAUUGGUAUUCUGGCACUUCCACUUGCGUUUCGAUGCGGUGGAUGGCUCGGUGGUCUAUUUACAUUCUUAUUCUGUGCAUUGGGAACCAACUACACUGCCAAGAUCAUUGCACGGUGCUUGGAUGCAUCCCCUGGGGCAUCGACCUAUGGCGAUAUGGGAGCAGCAGCAUUCCAUGAAGGUGGACGAGCCUUUGUGAGUAGUGUCUUUAUCGUUGAGUUGAUGACCAUCGGCAUUGCAAUGGUUGUGUUACUUGGUGAUGGAAUCCAAUCAUUUUGGCCUGAAAUUGAUCUCCUGACGGUGCGUCUAUUAUCAUUCGCCAUCCUUACACCCACCAUGUUCUUGCCUAUGCGCCAACUCGCUAUCACAAGUCUCAUUGGUAUCGUUGCAUGUGUUGCUCUCUUGUUGACGGUGGCUGUGGAUGGAUUUACGAAAUACAAUCGGCCUGGAAGUUUAUGGGAACCCAUGCCAACGGAAGUGGUUCCUUCGGAUCUAUGGAAUGUGCCACUUGCUUUUGGUCUCGUGAUGGCUGGGUUCAGUGGACACGCUGUUUUUCCAUCGAUUCUAAGGGACAUGGAAGAUCCAAAGCAAUACGAUCGUAUGGUGGAUAUUGCGUAUGUGGUUACAGCAGCGGCAUAUGUGCUAAUGGCUAUUAUGGGUUAUUUGAUGUUUGGACAAGAGACUAUGCAGGAGAUCACGCAAAACCUCGCUGCAACUCCCGGUUAUUAUCCCAUCGUGACCAACAUUGGUAUUGGGCUUAUGAUCCUCACCCCAUUAGCAAAGUACGGUCUGAUGCUGAAUCCAGUGAAUCUAACAUGGGAGCUAUGGUUACUCAAUAAGCCAGUGGUCGACGCUUGGUGCAAGUUUCACACUUGGAGAAAACACGUGAUCACUGCAACAGCACGUAUCCUUACUAGUGCAAUCAUUGUCUACAUUGCCACGGUCUUCCCAGGCUUUGAUCGCGUUGUGUCGUUGCUAGGCGCUCUAUUCAGCUUUGGUAUCUCGGCAAUCUUUCCAUUACUUUGCUACCGCAGGCUUUUUGCAGGCACCAUCCCAUUUUGGCAAUCAGUACUCAACAACAUCAUUCUUUUGAUAUCCACCGUUAUGGCCAUUCUCGGCACCGUUUGGAGCUUCAUUCCAAAUAACUUGUAA
This is a messenger RNA of Lichtheimia ornata, 1557 nucleotides long. RefSeq lists its product as uncharacterized. Gene Ontology annotation, biological process: amino acid transmembrane transport. The record is from RefSeq and is a predicted model, not a curated record. The transcript has 4 exons. Gene Ontology annotation, cellular component: vacuolar membrane. Gene Ontology annotation, molecular function: amino acid transmembrane transporter activity. NCBI's taxonomy places the organism in Eukaryota, Fungi, Mucoromycota, Mucoromycetes, Mucorales, Lichtheimiaceae. Bases 1 to 1557 code for a protein of 518 amino acids.